CACAAUAAAAAAUUUGUGUCAGUUUUGGUGGUUUGUUGGUUCAAAGACACUCAUUGAGUGUAAAUUUACCGUUUAUUUGCUCUUUUGCAGCAAGCAAUUCAAUAACAAAAGUCGUACAGAGCAUAUAUACCUCUCACUCGACUUGUAUUGCAGCUAUCGAUUGACUGCGCUGCCGCUUUUGCGAUAUUCGUCUGCAGCCAAGUUGACUAAGUUCCAUUCCUAUCACGAUACGCGCCAUUUAUUGAAAUAUGGUAAACAAAAAGUGUGAUAUCUGCGGCAAAAGUAGCGGCAACAAUGAUUAUGAUACCUUGGUAUUAGGCGACUGGAUGAAUAGGCAGGAACUGACAGUCCACUACUUCUGCUUGCUUCUGUCCACAAACCUUGCCCAACGCGGCGGCGACUCAAGCGGCAUUCUCGGCUUUUUGCUGCGCGACAUUCGCCUGGAAUCCAUCGCCGCUAAGAAACGAACGUGUUUCUACUGCGCUAAGCCGGGCGCCAGCUUAGAAUGCCACAAGUGCCGUAGACUCUCCCACUUGACCUGCAGUUUUGAUAACCACAGCACAAUUGAGUUCUUUGGCGAAUUUCGAAACUAUUGCGAAGCUUGUCAACCCUUGGACGAUUAUAAGCGUCAGCUGAUAGAGAAGCCACCAAAAAACCAAAUCUGCGACAUCUGCUUUAAGCCGAUUACACCGUUCAGGCUGUAUAACGUCUCCUAUGGCGACUGCUGCAAGAAGGGCUUUGCUCACCGGAUCUGUAUGCGGAAGUACGCCCUUGCCUCGGGCUACUAUCUGCGCUGCAUCUGGUGUCGCACGGACAAGUUCCGCGACAUCAUUCGCAAGCAGUCGGUAUUUGUGCCGGACCGUGACGCAACCUGGGAGAGGCAGAAAGACGCUUACCAGGAACUGCACCGCAAGCAUAUGCAAUGCAUUCAAGUAAAAUGUCUAUGCCCCAACGGACGAGACUACAACAAAGGCAGCUGGACCAUAUUCCCCUGCAAGCUGUGCGCCUCGACCGGGGCACACCUUAAGUGUGUUGCAGGAAUUUCGAGACUGUCGCGUGCCUCCAAGCCCGUUGAUUUCAAGUGCGAGAUCUGUCUGGAAAUGGAACAGAAGAUCAGGAGUAGCCAUCAGCGUACCAUGUCAACAACUUCGUACCCAAUGACUGACCCAACGGCGGAACAAAUCGAGAUGUCCUUUUAUGUGACCAAGUCAGGACCCGAUAUAUCGAUGCGCCUGAACAGUGAUGCAGUGCCGGUUUUCUCCGACGAGGAGAGUAUCACCAGUUCGGAUGCCAGCGUGAUAACAGUGAUUGCAUCCCAGCGCUCAUCCUGCGGAGCCACUGUCGAAAAAAAUGACCUCGAUGUUCAGAAAGUUGAGAUCAUGGAGAUUGAUUCCCAGUCCGAUGAGGGAUUUUUCCCAGGUCUGGCUGUACGGCCGUCAAUCAGCAAGCCAGAACCCAAACUAUCCGAGAUCAUCGAGAUUGAUUCCCAGUCCGAUGAGGAAUUUUUCCCAGGUCUGGCUGUACGGCCGUCAAUCAGCAAGCCAGAACCCAAACUAUCCGAGAUCAUCGAGAUUGGUUCCCAGUCCGAUAAGGAAGCCAAGCCAGAACCCAAACUAUCCGUGCUCUCGAGCGCUGAUUCUACUGGUGCACCGGAUAUGGAAUUCGAAUCCCUCCAGCGGGCAUCCUGCAGCCCCCCUCACGAAACACCGCCACCAAACGACAGGGCAGAAGAAGAGAAUAUCGAGAUCUCCGCUUCCCCGAAGCAGCCAUAUACAAAAUAUACAACAGAUCUGGUGAUACGCAAAGGCUUUGCAUGUCCGAACGAGCCAUUUUUCUACUUGGAGUUUUACGAGUUUAACGAGUCAAAAAUUUGCACGGGUACCUGCUGCGUUCGAUUUGCCGACGAUGACCCCAGGAUCAGGGAUCGUUCUCCCGAGGCGUUGCGUUUGCUCCAAGUCACCGAUAAGGACAUUUGGUAUCGAACCAAUGAUAUCGGCAUCUAUGCCAAAAUAUAUGGUGAAUCAUAGAGAUGUUUUUUUUUUUUUUUUUUUAACUUAAUUAUAAUUAAUUUUAAAUAAUUAUAAGAUGUUAUCUGAGGCACCGAAAAGGCUGUUCUAUGGCGGUCGGUUUAUCGUGAUGCCUCUUUGAUCGGGUUUUUUUGUUUGUUGUUAGAACCAACCCAGAGGCGUACCUUUUUCGAGUUUUUAUUGAACUUUUAUCCUAUGGAAAUAACGCACAAAUAAUUAUAAGUUGACUUAUACAUAUAUGUAUAUAGAGUGUACAGGCAUGU
Molecule: messenger RNA, 2290 nt
Organism: Drosophila obscura
Lineage: Eukaryota; Metazoa; Arthropoda; Insecta; Diptera; Drosophilidae
Exons: 3
Coding region: 249-2027 (592 amino acids)
Cellular component (GO): nucleus
Source: RefSeq, a predicted model, not a curated record